UGUGCUCCUCUCGCAUGCUUCAUCUCUGAUGGUUGCAGUAAUGCAGACAGACAUGGGAGAGACCGAAAACUCCGCUGUCCGACCCAAAGUCACCGAUGCCAAAGGCAUCCUGAAGCAAAACAGACAGUUCCUGGAUUACUUCUGGGACAUCGCGAAACCCGAGAGACAAAUCCGACUCAAAGCCAUAGAAGACCUGAUUAAUUACCUCAAGAACAGCGAGCAGGCAGAUGAGCUGAAGUACACACUGAAGAGACUAGUGGAUGGUCUUUCUCACACAAGAGAAGACGCUCGAUCAGGAUACAGUGUUGCUCUCGCUCAGCUGCUGAGUGUAUUUGAGGAGAUCUCACUGAAAUCCACACUGAACAGUGUAAAAGAAAAACACAACCUUCUGACCGCAUCAAAGAAACUGAUCAGAAAUGCAGUGUUUGGGAACUUCUUCGGGGUUCUUGCCCUCUCUCAGUCCACUCGUCUGCAUAAGGAGCCGCAGGUUAUGCUGGAGUGUGUCCAGCUCCUGCAGAGUCUGUCCGAGUACAGAGAGCACCUCAGAGACCUGCCCAGAAAAACCAUGGUGGAUAUUCUGUCAGAGACGUCGCAAGAUGUGUUCGAAGAGGUACUGUUCAGUGCUCUUCAGUCUGACCUGACGUCGGCCCUCAAGAGCCCUGAGCAGCUGGAGCUCCUCCUGGUGGCCCUGCAGAAGUUCCCCUCCGUCCUCAAACCCAAAAAACUCAAGAAGCUUCUGGGAACCACAGCAGUCAUUACCAAACAGAAUAUGCCCAGACUGGUGGAGGUUUUAAAGACUGCUGCCCGGUCUGUGAAGAAGGAGAACAUUCUGCCUGCGGUGGCGCUGGAUUUACUGCAGGUUUCUCUGCGAGAGGACAACUUUGAGAUGUUCUGGACUGAUGCCAUCAUUACGGGCAUGAUGUCGGAGAUGCCUGGACCCACACAUUAUCUGAGUUUCCGUCUGCUGGGAGCGUCUCUGCCGCUGCUGUCCAUUCCUCAGCUUCAGUUUGUGCUGUCCGGUGAUGUGAUGAGACAAUACGGUGAACACACGAUGUCUGCUCAGAUGCCAGACAGAUUUAAGUUUGCUCCAGAAAUGGCGGGGUAUGUCGGGGAGUUCAUGCAGAGCUGCACAGACCCUGAUAAACAGCUGGUCGUGGUGCUCGGCUUCACACAGCUCACUAACCAGGGUAAUCCUGUGGUCCCGUCCUACUGGAAGGCCCUGGAGAACAUGCAUCCGUCUGCGGUGCAGCGGUACGUGGACUGGCUGAUUGAGGCCUUCUGCAAACCCCAGCUGGAGAACUGCCUGGACUUCAGCACACGCAGACAGAAAGGAAACCAGGAGGCAGCAGUAGAGAGUGAGAGCUGUGUGUCCAGAUUUCGUAAAUGGAUCAUUCCUCGUCUCACUUUCAUUGUGGAAAACCAACAGACUAAAAAACAGGAGGCUCUUGUCAUGAAGGUGGUCAGGUUUAUUUUCUUCCACGCCUUCUUUGAGGUGAAAAAACCCACCUCAGAAAUCCCAGAAACCACACAGGCUCUAUCAGUACCCAUCAAUCAGCAAACACGUACCGCCGUCGUUUCAGGCUUCUACAGUCUCCUACAGGUCCUAAACUCAAUGAUGGUGUUGGGAGAAUCAGUGGAGGUGCAGGGGUUGAACUUCAGGAGGAUUGUGGGAGUUCAAGCAGACGGAAGCAUGUGGAUCUACAGUGUGUUUCAGUUCGCCUCCAUGCUGCUCAACCAGAACAAAUAUGUCAAGAGUCUUCAGAGCUUCAGUCCAGAGCAGAGACAGGGCUGGGACAGUGUGCUGGAGUCAGUGGAGGCUUUGAGAAAAAAGGCAAAGACAGCAUCCUCACCCGAACACACGGCCUUCCAGCAGCUGUUCCUGCUCAUUGGGAUCCAGAUGUUCACGUCUCCAGAAGAAAGUUUGGACCUGUUGAAGGAUUUGCAGACCUGCAUGGAGAAAGCUCAGGCUAAGAAAUCCAAAAAGAAGAAAGCAACUGAUGAGCCGCACUGGGUGGAGGUGAUUGUUGAGAUCCUGUUGUCUCUUGUGUCUCAGCCUAGUCGGCUGGUUCGCAGUGUGUGUAAAACUGUGUUUGGCCGCAUCUGUCCUCACCUCACACAAGCAGCCCUGAGCUCCAUCCUGAAUGUUUUGGACCCGAACAAGGAUGAGGAUGAAAGUGGUGUUGUGGUGACAGAUGACAAAAAGAGAAAGCUAAAAGAGGAGGAUGAUGAUGAUGAAGAAGAAGAUGAUGAUAAUGAUGAGGGUGAUGAUGAUGAUGAUGAUGAUGAUGAAGAGGGGGGCGAGGAGGGUGAAGAAAGCUCUGAUUCUUCAGAUGAUGAAGAGGAAGAUGAAGCCAUGGAGGAAGGACAAGAAGUGGAUCAGAACUUCCGGUUGGAGUUGAUGAAGGUUCUGCAGGGCCAGAAUGCUUUGGCCACUGAAGAGGACGGCAGCGAUGACGAGGAGCUGGAUGAUGCAGCCAUGAUGAAGCUGGACGGGAGCUUGGCUUCUCUCUUCCUGGAGCAGAGGAAAAAGAUCCAGGCCAAAAAAGAUGAGAAGGACAGACUGAACAAGGAAAAGGGUCUCGUCCGGGACUUCAAGAUUAAAGUUCUGGAUAUGGUGGAGGUGUUCCUGAGCAAACAGGGCUUCAGCCCUCUGGUUCUCGGGAUGGUGGAGCCGCUGCUGAGCGUGAUUGAGAACGGGAUGAGCUCUGAAAGCAGUCAGCCGGAGCAAGACUACCUGCGCAGGGUAGCAGACAUCUUCAGGAAUCGGCUCUGUCGUGGGAAGUUUUACUGCAAGGAAAUUGACGGCCGAGAGGCGGAACUUCAUGAAAUGCUGGAGCGUCUGAUUGGCCGAGCCCAGAAACUGACAGACUCAUCUGUGGCUUUGUACUACUUUAGUGCUGCUCUCUAUGUGCUGAAGGUGUUAAGAGGGUCUGUGGUCGAUCAGGAGUUAAGUACUAUGGGUAAAGUGGAGGUUGAGAGAGCGACGACAUGCUUAAAGAAUGCUUUGACGUCUUUUAUGACAAAGAGAAAAAGUCCUCUGACCGGAGCCAUGUUCAUUGACCUCUUCAACAGGUUCCCCGUGUUGUGUGUGAAUCUGAUGGACACGGCGUUGGAGAACAUUACAGCUGGACUGAGGGACCAUCAGCAGGGUCAGGCAUGUUUCAUUAUGCUCAAAGCUUUGCAAUGUAAACAUGUGAAGAACCUGAUGACUGGUGAACAGACCACUGAGCUUUAUAAGAAGGUUGUGGAUCAGCUCACUAAGAGUUUGGAGAAUGUGCAGUGUAAGAACAAAACAGCUCAUGAUAAAGUGGUCAAGGCGCUGGAGCUCUGUCUGCACGUCGUCAAAAUUGUUCUUAAUCAGAAGAUGCGAGUUAACCUGGAGCCCCUGCAGGAUGUUCUCGCAUCCAUGAACGCAGAAGGAUGCCUGGAAAAAACAGGAAAGCUGGAGGACACGUACUGGAGUGUCAUGAGAUUGUUUGGCGUUAUAAAACCAAAGAUGGAAAAGGUGAAGAUGGUCCCAGAGGCAGAGCAAACCGAAGAGACUACGAAAAAGAAAAAGGGUUUCCUUCCUGAGACCAAGAAACGCAAGAACCGCAAGAAGCCCACCAUACUGGAGGGCAAAGAGACGGAAACACCUGUGGAAAAAACACCUGAAGGAGCAUCAGGAGAGGGAAAGAAGAAGAAGAACAAGAAGAAAAACAAGAAAAGAAAACAGCAAGCAGGAGAAGAAACACAAGAUCAGCCCACACCUAAGAAAGCCAAAAUGCAGCAGCAGCAAAAACAAAAGAAGAAAAAGAAGAAGAAAGGAGCUGAUGGGGAAUAAUUGGACAAUAUUAAAUGAUAACUGUAUGUUCAGCGCAAGACUG
Danio rerio (zebrafish) is the source of this 3866-nucleotide messenger RNA. RefSeq names its product MYB binding protein (P160) 1a (gene mybbp1a). The record is from RefSeq and is marked validated. Gene Ontology annotation, cellular component: nucleus; nucleolus. Gene Ontology annotation, biological process: regulation of DNA-templated transcription; negative regulation of DNA-templated transcription. Gene Ontology annotation, molecular function: DNA binding. Lineage: Eukaryota; Metazoa; Chordata; Actinopteri; Cypriniformes; Danionidae.